Gossypium raimondii (Peruvian cotton) is the source of this 1660-nucleotide messenger RNA. Its product is annotated as xyloglucan 6-xylosyltransferase 2. The coding region runs from base 135 to 1478 and encodes 447 amino acids. Lineage: Eukaryota; Viridiplantae; Streptophyta; Magnoliopsida; Malvales; Malvaceae. Gene Ontology annotation, cellular component: endosome; trans-Golgi network; membrane. The record is from RefSeq and is a predicted model, not a curated record. The transcript has a single exon. Gene Ontology annotation, molecular function: UDP-xylosyltransferase activity; xyloglucan 6-xylosyltransferase activity; hexosyltransferase activity. Gene Ontology annotation, biological process: xyloglucan biosynthetic process.
UUUUCAAUUUUCCCUCUCUUUUUUUUCUUCCUUCCUUCUUCACUUUCCUAUUCCACCGUCUUGACUUGCUUUCCCUCGAUUUUUCUAUUUAUUUACAAUAGGGACCUGUUGCUGGAGCCGGCAAGGAAACCAUCAUGUUGAACCGGUGGUUAAAGGUUCGCCGCUCCCGAGCCAAAAUAAUCGUUCUCUGCUUUGUAGUAGCGGUCAUCGUCCUACAUGGCACCUUCAACCCCGUAAAUCCCGGUUACUCCGCCGAUGAAAACCAAAACCACCACUCCGACGCUCAUAGCAAGCGGGUUGAGUCCCGCCGCUUACUCGAAGAAGCUCAAAACGACGCCGCUCAGGGUGACAACAACGACAAUAAGAGCUACGCGGAAUUUGAUAUCGCCAAGAUUCUCAUCGAUGAAGAAGAAGGAGAAAAGGAAAAACCCGACCCGAACAAGCCGUACUCUCUCGGACCUAAAAUAUCCGAUUGGGAUCAACAAAGAUCCGAAUGGCUCAAAACCAACCCGGAUUUCCCAAACUUCAUCGGUCCAAACAAGCCCCGUGUCCUCCUCGUCACCGGUUCAUCACCCAAACCGUGCGAAAACCCGGUCGGUGAUCAUUACUUAUUGAAAUCGAUAAAGAACAAGAUCGAUUACUGCAGGUUACACGGGAUCGAGAUUUUUUACAACAUGGCGUUAUUGGAUGCGGAAAUGGCGGGGUUUUGGGCAAAACUACCAUUGAUUAGGAAGCUAUUGCUUUCCCAUCCCGAAAUCGAGUUCCUUUGGUGGAUGGACAGUGAUGCGAUGUUUACGGAUAUGGCGUACGAGCUCCCAUGGGAAAGGUACAAAGAUUUCAAUAUGGUCAUGCAUGGGUGGAAUGAAAUGGUUUACAAUGAUAAGAAUUGGAUUGGUUUAAACACGGGUAGUUUCUUGUUAAGGAAUUGUCAAUGGUCGCUUGAUCUUUUAGAUGCUUGGGCUCCUAUGGGUCCGAAAGGGAAGGUUAGGGAAGAAGCUGGGAAAAUUUUGACUAGGGAGUUAAAGGAUAGGCCAGUUUUUGAAGCCGAUGAUCAGUCCGCCAUAGUUUACUUGUUGGUCAAGGAAAGAGCUAAAUGGGGUGAAAAAGUAUAUCUAGAGAAUGCUUAUUAUUUGCAUGGUUAUUGGGGGAUUUUGGUGGAUCGUUACGAGGAAAUGAUAGAGAACUAUCAUCCUGGAUUAGGGGAUCAUCGAUGGCCUUUGGUUACUCAUUUCGUUGGGUGUAAACCGUGCGGCAAGUUCGGGGAUUAUUCUGUCGAGAGGUGUUUGAGACAAAUGGAUAGAGCUUUCAAUUUUGGCGAUAAUCAGAUCUUGCAAAUGUAUGGGUUUACGCAUAAAUCGCUGGCUAGUCGGAGAGUUAAACGAGUUAGGAAUGAGACCGCUAAUCCACUUGAAGUUAAAGAUGAGUUGGGAUUGCUUCAUCCAUCGUUUAAAGCUGUUAAGGUCUCUCCUUCUUCAUAAUGCCUUGGACACGUUGACAUGUGAUAGUCAUACAUUGUUCUUGAUAUUUAUUCUUUGACUUGUCAAUUUCCACUCCAUUGCCAAUCCUUUUCUCUUUGAGAGAUUGGACCAUACUCAAUAAUUUUUGUAUUAUUUAUAGAAAGGAAAAUUUUAACUGAUAUAUAGCUGGUAUUUGCAUGUCA